AUGGACUUUUCGCAGAUGCAAACGCCACCUCCAACGAGGGACGCUUCGUCUAGGAGGAGUGUGCAACAAAGUGGACAUGGGGUGGCAACACCAGCUACGGUAGUGCACAGGACGCCCAGCCAACUGCCGGAAUCCUCAGGAGCUCUGUUUGAUCAGACACCGUUUGGCUUCGCUGAUCUGCAGUACACUCCACAUAUGAUGCAGUUCCCCAGCGGUGGUCCAAUGUCUGCGCCACCCAUGCCUCAAUCGAAGCUGUUCUGGGACCCAGCGAACGAUGGCAUGCAAAUGGAUCUAGAUGUGCCUCUGGGUGUAGACCCCUUCGGUCCCACCCCGCAUAGACCGCAGCACGACAUGAACUGGCAAGCGAUGAACCAUCCUUCGGCUAACAUGAUGCAAACCCCAGCGUUCCAGGGCUUCCAAGCUUCUCCCAUGCCAGCGUCGUUUGCAAAUACACCCUCACAGCAGAGACACGGCUCAAGAAAUGGCUCUUUUGUAUAUACAGCUGCAGGUGUCGAUCCCAACAUGCUGCUCAGCUUUUCCAAUCCCGAUAUGACCGGUUCCUUUGGAAGCAUGCCGCAGCAGCCAAUGCUCGACAUGUCCAGACAACCGUACGAGACACAACUGCGGGAUGCAGAGAACGAGAGGGCAAUGGCGAAGAAGGCUAAGAGUCAGCAUUCACGCAGCAACACAGCUUCGUCGUCGGGUUCAGCGGAAAACGCGAGACCUGUGCUUCAACGAAGCAAUACCGAUAGUGGGCCGAGAGUAACCAGAGCAAUGGAUCCUCGGAUAGCAAUCCCAGCUAAUGCUUCGACAAUUCCUCGUCGCUCAUCGCCACUGAAGCGCCAAAGUGGCGGAUCACUGAAAGCGAUACCUGAGAUCAGAAGACCCCGGACACGGCUCAUUAUCGACGAGAGUGGUACGGCUCGCACAGAGACGAUACCCACUGGAGAUGAUGAGACCCCCAGGAAUAGACGGCAGACUUCGCAGCAAGAUCUUCGACGCCAAUACCCCGGACUGUACGAGGAGCAAGACAGCGAGUCAGACGACGACGAGCCAGCUCCAAUCGUCAGCCGCAACCCAUCUUUCGUCAUACCCCAACCCGAACGUCGAGCGACGAAACACGCCCGAGCAGACAGCGGUGGACUGGAACGAGCCAACUCCUUCAAAAUGGCGCGCUCCGUCUCCGCCUCACGACUCGCAUCUGACGCCCUCUCCAAGACCUCUUUCGAAACACUACGAUCAACCCGCCGCUCCGCCGCUGUCGCCGCCGAAAACACCAUCCGUCGCUCCAGCGCCAUGGAGCGCCCCAACCCCCGCGAACGAGACCCCGAAGACACACACAUGCCCGACUCCCCCGGCGACGCACUCGGCGCCUUGAAAAAGGUCGUCGGCGCCCGCCAACAACGCAUCGGUACGCUAGCAUAG
Messenger RNA from Alternaria ethzedia, 1425 nucleotides. RefSeq lists its product as uncharacterized. Bases 1 to 1425 code for a protein of 474 amino acids. The record is from RefSeq and is a predicted model, not a curated record. The transcript has a single exon. NCBI's taxonomy places the organism in Eukaryota, Fungi, Ascomycota, Dothideomycetes, Pleosporales, Pleosporaceae.